AUGGCGCAUGAAGCCGAACGACAGCGGGAGCCGCACCACCAACGACAUCAUCCCGGUGGCAGCUACCCCCCACCACUCUUCGUCGCAGAACUCGAUGGCGGUAUCCCACACGCGUCGCCAGAUGGCGCGCCCGUCUUUGAGAUGCCGGCAGAGCCAUCUCCUAACAGCCAAGUCGACAGCCACAGCCAGCCCAAGAAAUUCGAGCGACAAAACUCCGACACCCCAGCCCAGGCCAACCCCUGGGCAUACUUUGGGCCAAACGACGACAGCUCGUCCGUAGUCACGCCGACACCCACAAACCGACCACCGGCAGAGCGUCACGAUUCCGCGAGCAAUAGCGCCGCGGCGACGGCUACAAAGACGGAGCAUGAUGGACGCCAAGGUCACGCAGGAUACGGCCCAGAGACCAUGGCGCCCACCAUGACUGGCGAAUCGAGCGUCUCGGCAACCGAUUAUCCAUCAAAUCUACGACCGGAGACUGUGAGCCCAGUCAGUCCCUCUGCUGGAUCCAGUGCGUAUUUCCCGCCGCCGUUGACUAUCAACAAGCCAGCCCAGCCUCAGCCUCAGUCUCCACCACUGCAAGGCACCACUUCGUGGAAGUACAAGCCAUACAAGCCAUAUUCGCCCGAGAUGGACAAUCGCGAUGCUUCACAACCUUCCCGAUACCAGGAUACCAGCAGUACUUUCAUGACUGGAGCCAUGACCGCCAAUGUGGCCUAUAGACCGUAUCGUCGACCAUCCUUCAAGGAGCCGCCGCAGGAGGAGCAGAGAUACCCUGGACCAUCCUCAGGACAUACCUCUCCACGACCACAGCACGAGGCGUUAGUAGGCUCGCUGGCUGCGCAGCCGUAUCCUGAAGGCAUGGCGCCCCAUCAUUCUGAGUCCGGGGCUUGGAGGUGCACCUUUUCACGGAGCAUCUCCAGCAGCGUCACCGCGGCCAAUGGACAAUGUCUCGUGGCCUCAUCCGCAAGGCGCAGUGCCGCCUGUGCCUUCUCACUCACCUCCAGCAUCCUCUCCGAAAACUCCUGCAGAUGCCUACCAGCAAUCUCUGUCGCCGACAUUCCCAAGUCCCGGCGCCGGCUCUCCAGGUCGCAACUAUGCACAUUCGCCGCCGCCGCCGCCAUCUUCACAGUCGCCAUCUGUCCUGAACGCCGGUAG
Messenger RNA from Emericellopsis cladophorae, 1158 nucleotides. RefSeq lists its product as uncharacterized. Lineage: Eukaryota; Fungi; Ascomycota; Sordariomycetes; Hypocreales; Bionectriaceae. The record is from RefSeq and is a predicted model, not a curated record. The transcript is spliced from 2 exons. Bases 1 to 1158 code for a protein of 385 amino acids.